AUGGACUCGGCAAAAAGGACGACGACGACGACUACGUGCAGUCCGGUGAACGGCUCGAUACUAAACGGUGGCCAGCAUCAACGGCGCUCGAUUCGCGACGAGGAGCUCGCUCGUCUAGAGGCCGAGAUCAAGAAGGCGUACGUGCUCAAGGCGCUGCACGCGCAAUUGGCCGAGCAGGAGGCUGACCGUUUGGCCGCGGAGGCCCAGGCGAGAAUCGAGCACGAGGUGGCGCGUUGUCGGUCCGACGCCGAGCACGAGCAGCGACAGCGGGCUCGAGAACUGGAACUGAAGAAGCGCACGGACGAGCUGAAGCAGACGCUGGAUCGGCAGGUCGAGGAGAAACGUGAGGAGCGAUGUUUGCUAGAGGAGGAGGAGCGCAAGGAGCGCAGGCUGCUGAUGCAGCUCGAUCGAAUUCGCGAGGAGAAGGACCAGAUGGAGAGGUUCAGGAGAAGAGAGGAACUGGCCGAGCAGGAGCUGCUGCAGAGACUGGUGCAGCAGGAGAUUCGCGCCAUAGAGAGGAGCAAGCUGAAGGAACGGGAAGCUCUGGAGGAGCUGAGGAACGAGAACUACGCACGGGAGCUCGGGGAGAGGUCCGAGAAGCUGAAGAAGCUCCAGCUGAAUGCUCGGAAGAGGAGGGAGGAGGCCAUAGAGAAGGUCGCGAAGAUGCUGCUGGAGCUGCAGGCCGAGCGGAGCGAACGCCGCCGUCUCAUGUCGGACCUGAUGCUCGAGGAGGUGAAGAUCGACGUGGAGCUCGAGGCGCGCGAGGCCGAGCUCAGAAGGCGGCAGAAGAUGCGCGACUACGCCGAGGGCCUCCAGGAGCAGAUCCGCUUCGAGGAGGAGUGUCGCAGGCGCUUCCUCGAGCGGGAACGAGAGUUCGCCGAGGCCGUGAUGGUCAAGGUCAUGCAGUCGGAGACCAUGGAGCGGCUCACGGCCGAGGUGAGGAGACGACGCCGACUGGAGUACCGCGAGGAGCUGGAGCGCCUCAUGCGGCAACGGGAGCAAGCCAGACUGGAGGAACUGGCCAGACUUCGCGUCGCCUUCGAGGAGGAGCGCAAGGCGGAACUGGCUGAGAAGGAGGAGGCCAGGAAGGCCAGGCUGAUCCUGCUGGAACAGCACAUGGACAACGUCGCCGAUUUCAUGAGCCGGAAAUCCCUGUACGAGCGGGAGAGGGGCGUCGUCGAGGAGUCGCGCAAGAAGAAGUAG
Molecule: messenger RNA, 1203 nt
Organism: Nasonia vitripennis (jewel wasp)
Lineage: Eukaryota; Metazoa; Arthropoda; Insecta; Hymenoptera; Pteromalidae
Product: trichohyalin
Exons: 1
Coding region: 1-1203 (400 amino acids)
Source: RefSeq, a predicted model, not a curated record